Molecule: messenger RNA, 2001 nt
Organism: Fonsecaea multimorphosa CBS 102226
Lineage: Eukaryota; Fungi; Ascomycota; Eurotiomycetes; Chaetothyriales; Herpotrichiellaceae
Exons: 2
Coding region: 1-2001 (666 amino acids)
Source: RefSeq, a predicted model, not a curated record
AUGCGCUGCAUAGGAGCCGAAAAUCCGCCAUGCGUCCGAUGCUCUAAGACCGGUCGAAAUUGCGUCGUCCAUGCCUCUCGGAGGGGACAACAUCAAUCUGCCAACUCUCUGCGCAAGUGGCAGCCACCAGUCUCAUCAUCUCCUUCGGACGCUUUACACCAACAGGACAGCCAGAAUACGACUGAUGCUGCCACCAGCUCGGUCCGACGCUCGCCUCCAGUCCAUACAGCAACGCCUCCGGCAUUUGCCCUUCAAAGCCCCUCCUAUAAAGGCGGACGUGUGUCUCCUGCUAGCACUUCACAGCCGGACCAAAAUGUUUCGCCCAGCUUGCCAUCUGUGUACUCCUUGUCCCCCUUGGCUGCGCUUGACUCGGUUGCACUCCAGCAACCGUUGCCAGAGUCCUGGUCACAGCCUGCAUCGGAUGGCAUCGCAGUUGUUCCCUCGGCAUCGUCCAGAAGAAACCCGAAAGACGUACCCGACACCGUCUUAGUUGAGCUUAUCGAAUUUUUUCGGGAGAAGAUCUCGUACUUUGUGCCUGUUAUUGAUGAUGCAGACCUCAAAGACCCGCUGUAUGUGGUGAAGCAUAGGCGGCCACUCGCUUAUUGUGCAAGUUUCGUGGCAUCACAAUUUAUCCCUGGAAGUGCCAGUGUUCGCGAACAACUCACCUGGCCCAUCUCAGACUUCAUAAGGGCAACGAGCGGGCCUUUGGCAAAGAAUGAAAGCAUUGUGUGGACGCAACUACAGGCCUUUGCGAUCCUGUAUGCAUACCGCCCAGCCGCAGACGUGUUCCAUCUCGCAAGCGCUCCUCAGUCUGGGUUCCUUGAUCACUGGGUCUUGAAGUAUUCCAUCGAAGCAUUUGCGCUGCGAGCCGGCCUUCACCGCUCUAUCGACAGUCUCAAAGUGCUGCUACAGCAGAACCCGCCAGAUAUAUCAAAGUCGCCAGCCUUUCAGAGAUACGUCUACUGGCUUUGGCUUGUGACCAUGUCUCAUCAUUUCUCUUUGAUGACACGCACGCCUCCGACUAUUCGAGAAGAUAGCACCAUCAGUUCAGCGGUUGACUUGCUGAGAGAUGUGCCCAAGCCAACACGUGUGACUCGCAUCCUCGCCGAGGUCGAUCUUUACAUGCUGUGGCAACAAGCAGGCCGAAGUGCUCCAGGCCUUGCAGAAUGGUGGUGUAAGCCGUCCGGCACCAUGAACAUGGAGGAAGUGGUGGCAGUUCUGGAAGACAUGGAGGGAGCCCUUGAAGUCUGGGGUCAACGAUGGGGUCUCCGUGGGGAAUCCAAUAUGACCAUUUCAAAUGUGGAUGUUUCCAGGAAUGGAGCUGUGGAUUUCCACUUUCAGAGUACUCGCUUCUGCAUCAGCACUUUCGGCACCAGGUACAUGCUUGAAAAGGCACGGUCAGCUCUUGACGCACACACUGCAUCUCGCCAGGCCCUGGCUCCAGUUGCCAGAGAAUUUGUGGUGAAAUCUGUUGAAGCGGCUCAUGCUUGUUCUCGAUGUCUCAUGGAUACACCACCUCUUAGACGAGAGAAUAUUCGAUAUAUGGCCGACUUUGGGUAUGCUCUGAUAGCAUUCUGCUGUCUCUACAUCAUACAAGCUUGCGAACUAUUCAGCUCCACUCUUCCCAACCCGACAAAGUACCUAGAUUCCGUUGAAGAAGUGGCAACGUUUAUGGGAGAAAUGGCUGUUGCGAACAACACCGCUCCUCGGUUCUAUGGCAACUCAAUAUUGCAGCAGCUCAAAAGGAUCCCUAAGAACACGGGGAAUUCCGGCUUCGACAGCCAAUUAUGGACAGAACAGCAUGAGGGAGCUCCAACGAGUCGUGCAACUGUCUCCCAAAGCCCGGUUGCGCUGAUCUCAGAAGGGUACCAAGUUCGGAUGGCAACCUUUGACGAGUUACCCGAAGCCGAUGGACCAGAAGGUUUUGCACGGCCCAGCCCACAACUUUCUACGAGUAGUUUCCCCAUAUUCGACCCUAGCUGGGGGGCCCUUCUAAGAUAA